AUGACUUAUCAGACGAGUGCCAUGGACCCCAAACAUGCGGUCAAUUACACCGGUCCUCACGCUCAUCACUACGCCGAGAAUAUGGCCCCCGAUCUGAACAUCAACGGUGCCAUCCAUCAGUUCCAGGGCUUGACUCUUGGUCAUGGCAUGACCCCAGCUGGCAACGGCAUGGGUCCCAUGAAUCCCGGACAUGCUUAUAUGUUCCCUCAGUCUCAGGAUGGCCCGUAUGUUUUUGCUCCUAUGCCUCCCGGCCCUAUGGGCAUGGACAUGCUGGGCCAUGCUGCUCAUCCCUACUCCCAUGCCGCUCCCUACCUCCCUGGGCAUGGACACGUCGCUCCUUUCGUUCCCUACCCCAUGGCGCAGCCAUUCACCCCGGGACGCCCUGGUGGGACACUCCAUGACCGCACCAACCGUGCUGUCCACAGCGAGGUCCCUGAUCUUGACAACCGCCGUGGCUCGUAUUCGACCACCGAAUCUACUCCAGCCACGCCCUUCUAUUCCACUUUUGCCAGGCAUGAGCAUGCUCCCCGCGUUGCCGUUCGCGACCGUUCCGCCUACACUACCCCGUCGCCCCAGCAGAUGGGUACUGUGACUAUGUAUUCCGAUCCCGGCGUCAAGCGUAACAACAUCACCUCUCCUCUCGACCGCACUCUCGAUGAGCUCCUUGCCCAGAGCCCCGCCAUUCCCAAGGCCGUCCCUGCCGUGUUCACCCCUUCUUCUCAGAUGAAGACGCUGGAGCAGAGUCUCGAGAACCGCAUCCCCGGCAACCGCAACGUCUAUAUCCGUGGCCUCCAUCCCACCACUGACGACGAGCUUCUCCUCAAGUUCGCUUCCCGAUUCGGAGAAGUUGAGACAUCCAAGGCCAUCAUCGACACGUCUACUGGUGCCUGCAAGGGCUUUGGCUUUGCCAAGUUCUACAAUGCUCGCGACUCGGACAUGUGUAUCCGUGGCUUCCAUCGACUUGGCUACGAGGUUGGCUUCGCUCGUGAAUCCUUCAACUCCCGCCUGAAGGCCGAGGGCGACGAGGGUUCGACCAACUUGUACAUUUCUAACCUUCCCAAGAAUAUUACCGAGGUGGAGCUGGGAGCCAUUUUCAUGGGCUACACAAUUGUGUCGAGCAAGAUUCUUCGUGAUAGUCUGGGCAACAGCCGUGGAGUUGGUUUCGCUCGAUUCGAGUCUCGGGAAAUCUGCGAGGAAAUUAUCAGGGAGUUCAGCGGUGUCCAAGUGGGCAAUGGUCCUGCAGGUUUGAGCAUUCGCUUUGCCGACACUCCUUCCCAGAAAGAGUUGAAGCGGGUUACUGCUGAGCGUCGCCAGUUCCGGACCAACGAGUAUAACAUCGGUGCUUAUGGCACCCCCCUUGUCGGACUUCAGCCCAACAUGUUCAAUCAGUCUAUUUGGAAGCGAACGCUGUCCCAGCAGGUCCACGCACGCACUACGGAAGCCGCUGCCGCUGCCGCUGCAGUCUCAUCCGAGGAUAGCGACGAGGGCGUCACAAUCCAUGCCGAAUCGAACGCAGCCGCUGCGAGCACCCAGUCCUCCCCGUUGGUGAAAAAAGCUCAGAACUAG
Molecule: messenger RNA, 1566 nt
Organism: Sodiomyces alkalinus F11
Lineage: Eukaryota; Fungi; Ascomycota; Sordariomycetes; Glomerellales; Plectosphaerellaceae
Product: sporulation-specific protein
Exons: 6
Coding region: 1-1566 (521 amino acids)
Cellular component (GO): cytosol; ribonucleoprotein complex; nucleus
Molecular function (GO): poly(A) binding; mRNA 3'-UTR binding; poly(U) RNA binding
Source: RefSeq, a predicted model, not a curated record